AGGUGGCAGCACGCUAGAAGUCGCUCGUCUCGUGUCAUCGCUUCGUCGUUUUCAUUUGCCUCGCGCGCGCUGUGCGCGACUGGCGAACCUUGUCCGGUGUCCUGCUGCACCGCACCGGGAGACAUUCAAUCCGGUCAUCCAACUCGACCAUGCUCGCCCCUGCACCGGUUCACGAACCCAGGAAUGAGUCUCAGUACGACUAUGCGGGUGAGGAUGAAGAGGAAGAGGAGGAGAUCCUUGGCUCUGACGAUGACGAACAAGAAGAUCCUAGGGACUAUUGCAAAGGGGGCUACCACCCGGUGAAAAUCGGAGACCUUUUUCACAGUCGGUACCACGUAGUCCGGAAGCUGGGCUGGGGCCACUUUUCCACCGUCUGGCUUUGCUGGGACCUUGUGGGCAAGCGAUUUGUGGCCCUCAAAGUGGUGAAGAGUGCCUCACAUUACACAGACACUGCCCUAGACGAGAUCAAGCUUCUGAAGGCGGUUCGAGAUAGCGACACGGAUGACACAUGCCGAGAGCGGGUGGUGCAGCUUCUCGACGACUUCAAGAUCUCUGGAGUCAACGGGACCCAUAUGUGCAUGGUUUUCGAAGUACUGGGACACAAUUUACUCAAACUGAUCAUUCGGUCAAAUUACCAGGGCAUUCCACUACCCAAUGUGCGAGCCAUCAUCAGACAGGUGCUAGAAGGUCUGGAGUACUUGCACACCAAGUGCCAGAUCAUCCACACGGACAUCAAGCCUGAGAACAUCCUGAUAGCCGUGGACGAUGCCUAUGUCCGCAAGCUGGCCUAUGAGGCAACCCAGUGGCAGAAGAUGGGGCUGCGCCUUCCUGGUUCAUUGGUGAGCACGGCCCCCAAGGAGCUCCGCACGGUGCCCACCCUGCCGUCCGAGGGUGCCGCAGGUGCAGCCGGGGCAGCUGGCACCGGCGGAGGGUCCGCCUCCAAGAUGUCGCGCAACAAGAAGAAAAAGCUGCGCAAGAAGGCCAAGCGUCAGCAGGAGCUUCUUGAGCGGCAGAUGCAGCAGCUGGAGGAGCUGGACAUGGAGGAGGACGAGGAGGAAGGGGGCCACGGCGAGCAGGAAGGCAGCGGAUCCCUCAAUGGAGGGGGCCCGCCCCUGGGCAGCCCUCCUGACAUGCCGCCGCAAGAGGGGGCACUGCUGGGAGACGGCAUGGACUGGACCCGAAGCGUGGAAGGCGGGGACCCCUCGUGGGCCGUCAGCGGAGCCGGAGGAGAUGUCUGCAACGGUCACCGGGGCGACGGAGCCGCACGGACAACCAUGGGCCGCCUUGAACGGUCAGAAAGCACCCUGGCACCUCCCACACCCACCACGCAACUGCGGAGGGUGGCCUCCUGCCCCGAAAACCAAAAACCUCCGGAGAAGAUGGCUGAUCCUGUGCAUGAAGUUUGUAAUAUAUCUGUAAAAAUAGCUGACCUUGGAAAUGCCUGCUGGGUGCAUCACCACUUCACCGAGGACAUACAGACGAGGCAGUACCGAUGCCUCGAGGUCCUCUUGGGAGCGGGCUAUGGCACACCUGCCGACAUUUGGAGCACAGCCUGCAUGGCAUUUGAGCUGGCCACGGGCGACUACCUUUUCGAGCCGCACUCUGGGGAGGACUAUAGUCGAGACGAAGACCACCUGGCCCACAUCAUUGAACUCCUCGGAGAGAUCCCCAGGCACAUUGCCUUUUCGGGCCGAUACUCCAGGGAGUUCUUCAACAAGCGAGGGGAACUGAGGCACAUCAGCAACCUGAAGCCCUGGGGCCUCUACGAGGUGCUAACAGAGAAGUACGACUGGAGCCCCUCAGACGCGCAGGCAUUUGCAGACUUCCUCCUACCUAUGCUGGCUUAUGACCCGGCCACGCGAGCCAAGGCCUCCGACUGCCUGCGGCACCCUUGGCUUGCCGCACAGACGCCGCCCAGUGGCAGCACCGGGAACAACAGCACUUCCUCUGCCCCCCGAGACGAGCCCGUCGUCUCGUCCGUGGCGCGUCCCCCUCCCUCCUCGCCGAACCAGCGUCGGCCCCCGUCGUCAUCGUCGUCGUCCUCGUCGUCAUCCUGAGAAGGCCGCCCCUGCUCGUUGUCUGUGUGUUGUGGUGUGUUCCAACAGAGGAGGACCUGCUGCAUUCUGAGGAUGAAGUGCGGCUGACAGCAGCAGCAGGGGGUCGUAUCAACUCCUCAACUUGCGCACGCUGCGGCGUUUUCCGGGGGAGUGGUGGGGAAGGGGGCAGGGGACUCUGGUUGGCGCGUUUAUUUAGCGGGAGGUUAUAAGGCGCGCCAGUUGGCUGCAAGUGCUGCUGCAUAUCUGGAACCCUAUGUUUAGAAAAGACUGGGCUGCUGCUUCUUGGCUCGCUCGUACUGCUUGACCCUGUUGCGUGUCAGGUGGCCUGUAUAUGGAUCUUGUCAAUUGUCCGGCUCCUUACCGCUCUUUGUUCACUCCCAGACCUAGCUGCAACAGAGAGAGAGGACUUAGCAAGGCACAGAUACUAUAGUAUUGCUGUCCCUUGUUUCCCCGCAUAUUCUGGCAUUGGUUAGCUGUGUGCAAGUUUGGGGACGUUUGCAGAAAAUGUAGAGUGGCCUGUGCAGCAGCAGCAGCAGCAGCAUUUUUUUUUCUUGCAGGUUUGAGAGCUGAUUUGGUGACAGAUUGGUCUUUGUCACCGACAUUCCGAUCAGACAUGUUAUGCAAGCAGUUGACUGAGCCAUUGGGAAUGCCUCAACAAUGGACAUUUCUCCUGCAUGGCUACGACCAUGUUUCAGCUUAAAUUGCAGCGGGGGCAUGCAUUUUCUUUUUCUGUAUGUCACAAAAAUUUGUGAAGCACAUUCUUCAAAUGAAAUUCACCAGCUUCAUGUAAUUAAAUAUACAAAUUGUCGGACUGUACCUUGUGCAGUGUGCUUUUGUUGGGUUCACAAGAGGGCUCUUCUGGGGUGGUAUUCUUGGUUAAUCACUCUCGGGUGUAUGACCACUUCCGCGAGAUUUCACGCGGCUCUGCACCAAAUGUAUUGGCAUCUACGGGUGACCGUGUUGCUGGCAUUGUGCCAGGCAAGGUAUCUUUGCACAGUGCUAGGAAUGCUGUUGCCCGUUACGCUGACGCAUCCAGUGCCAAUUCAUGUGAAAUCUCGCAGAACCGAUUGUACACCUUAGAGGGAUUGUUUGCGAAUGCUGCCCUUGUUCCCGCUAAUUGGAAGGUAUACUGAAGUCAGGAAAUUUGUGGGCUGUGUGUUCCAUAUAUGGGAAUUCCAAGGUGUCAGUUCUUGCAUUGCGCAGAAUACCAAUUCGAUUGUAGUCGAAUGAUUAAAGAAUGUUUUAAAGUACUGGGUUUAGGCAUACUUGCGCAUUGUCCUCACUUUUCUAAUUUCAGCUGUGGUUGUAAUGGCUGCUUGCAUGAGCAGGAAACUGCUUACUGUGUUGCAUCCUGGAGCAAGUGAACUGCUACCAUUGACAUGAUAAAGUUUUGUCUAUUGUAAAGAAAUAAACCUUAAUUAGAACUUCCUGUGAAAGCACUUUGUGGAAUUCUUGCCAAAUUAUUCUCGAGGCUAGAUCUCUUUUAACUUGCUAGUGGUCUUUCUUAGAUCACAGUUCUCUUGACAUGCAGAUCGAAUUCGCUUCAUUGCAUGUAGCUGCAGUGCAUUGUAACUAUGUUGCACGUAGUUGCACCGCUAUGCUUGAGUAAUGAGAUCUGCCAAUUGCUAGCAGAAUUGUACUCUUCAAAUAUUUGCUCGCAUUUAUUUUUAGGUUGCUUGUCAGCUGCUAGCCUCGUCCAGAAAAACUGCAGAUGGUUACACAAACUUGUACCUUGCAUAAGUUUAUAUAAAGAUGCCCACCGAACCCGACGCGGCUCGACAUGGGCCGAUGUGACCCACAGUUGGGCCACAUCGCUGGAUUCUGUUGAAAACUUAUUGCGCACCACCAUAUCUCCUAGAAUGUUCACAUUGCAGCUGCUAUUGCGUGACCUUUCCUGACAGUGCCCCCCUGUGAAGCAGCUUGUGGAUACCUCGUUGCAGAAGCAAGGUUUUGCAUCUGGUUGGAGCUUGUUAAGGUCUUGUGUUUUUGUGUGAAGUGUCUUGGGGGCAGCCCUAAGUGCGUUUCAGCCUGGUCUAGGUAGCAGCUGUGGACUGGACACUUGAACCUAGUUGGCACCUCGGUAGUUUGGAACGUUUCCUUUUGUAGUUUGCAUGCAAUGUGUACCUUUUUGGUGCGUCUGUGCACUCUACGUGAAAUGAACUGCAUUGUUCACGACGGCCCACUGUGCAUUUUUAUUCCCAGGAGGCGUUCUUGCUUUUGACACAUGUAACGAGGUAUGUGUGCUGUAUGGUUGCGUAAAAAAAAAAAAAAAAAAUUGAUGAAUGAAGUUCAGGGGUUGCACUUCUCCUUUUCUUUUUUUCCUUUUUUUUUUCUUUCUUCCGAAAGUGCUUUUUAAGUUAUGCUAAUAAAACUCGCCAAAGAGUA
Molecule: messenger RNA, 4442 nt
Organism: Dermacentor silvarum
Lineage: Eukaryota; Metazoa; Arthropoda; Arachnida; Ixodida; Ixodidae
Product: SRSF protein kinase 3
Exons: 13
Coding region: 150-2057 (635 amino acids)
Biological process (GO): protein phosphorylation; regulation of mRNA processing; spliceosomal complex assembly
Molecular function (GO): ATP binding; protein kinase activity
Source: RefSeq, a predicted model, not a curated record